Arachis ipaensis is the source of this 3579-nucleotide messenger RNA. Its product is annotated as plasma membrane ATPase 4. Gene Ontology annotation, cellular component: membrane. The record is from RefSeq and is a predicted model, not a curated record. Gene Ontology annotation, biological process: proton export across plasma membrane. Gene Ontology annotation, molecular function: P-type proton-exporting transporter activity; ATP hydrolysis activity; ATP binding. Lineage: Eukaryota; Viridiplantae; Streptophyta; Magnoliopsida; Fabales; Fabaceae.
CAUUAUCAGAGUCUUAAAUGUGAGGCUCACUCUUCCUUUCCAACACGGUAUAAAAACAAAGCCAUAGGUGUGAGUUCACAUCCUUCUCUAUUCUCGGUUAUGUAUGUGUUCCAUUUUCUUGGGAUUCAGAACUCACAAUCUUCAAUGACCCUUUGAUCUUCUUCUUCUUCUUCUUCCACACCCUUUUUGCUCGGUUCUUGUUUCUUCAAUCUUUCUUCUUCUUCUACUCUAGUUUGCUAGCUCUCUCCGGUGGACGGAGGUUUGCUUAGGCUGAAAAACUAUGGCUGCUGAAAAGGCCACCAUCUCCCUAGAGGAGAUCAAGAACGAAACCGUUGAUCUGGAACGAAUUCCAGUUGAAGAAGUGUUCGAGCAAUUGAAAUGUACCAGGGAAGGAUUGUCCUCUGCUGAAGGUGCCAGCAGGCUUCAAAUAUUUGGACCAAACAAGCUAGAAGAGAAAAAGGAAAGCAAACUUCUCAAGUUUCUUGGGUUUAUGUGGAAUCCCCUGUCAUGGGUUAUGGAAGCUGCAGCCAUUAUGGCCAUUGCUCUUGCAAAUGGUGAUGGCAAGCCCCCGGAUUGGCAAGAUUUUGUAGGUAUUGUUUGCUUGUUGGUCAUCAACUCCACCAUCAGUUUCAUUGAAGAAAACAACGCCGGAAAUGCCGCCGCCGCACUUAUGGCCGGUCUUGCUCCUAAAACAAAGGUUCUUAGAGAUGGCAAGUGGACUGAAGAAGAGGCUGCAAUAUUAGUCCCCGGAGAUGUCAUAAGCAUCAAGCUUGGAGACAUUGUACCGGCCGACGCUCGUCUUCUAGAAGGUGAUCCGUUAAAGAUUGAUCAGUCAGCUCUUACCGGAGAGUCCCUUCCGGUGACCAAGAACCCCGGAGAUGAAGUCUUUUCUGGCUCAACUUGCAAGCAAGGUGAAAUUGAAGCCGUUGUCAUUGCAACCGGAGUCCACACAUUCUUCGGAAAGGCUGCUCACCUUGUUGACAGCACCAACCAAGUUGGACACUUCCAGAAGGUUCUAACCGCCAUUGGAAACUUCUGUAUCUGUUCCAUUGCGGUUGGCAUGCUGGCUGAGAUCAUUGUCAUGUAUCCAAUUCAGCACCGAAAAUACAGAGAUGGAAUUGACAAUCUUUUGGUUCUCUUGAUUGGUGGAAUCCCCAUUGCUAUGCCUACUGUGUUGUCUGUAACAAUGGCCAUUGGAUCUCACAGGCUUUCGCAACAGGGCGCCAUCACGAAGCGAAUGACUGCCAUAGAAGAAAUGGCUGGAAUGGAUGUGCUUUGCAGUGACAAGACAGGAACACUCACACUUAACAAGCUUAGUGUUGACAAGAACUUGAUUGAGGUCUUUACUAAAGGAGUGGACAAGGAUCAUGUGAUCCUUCUCGCCGCGAGAGCUUCCAGGACUGAAAACCAGGAUGCCAUUGAUGCUGCUAUUGUUGGAAUGCUUGCAGAUCCUAAAGAGGCAAGGGCUGGAAUCAGAGAGGUUCACUUUUUACCUUUCAAUCCUGUUGACAAGAGAACUGCUCUGACUUACAUUGAUGCUGAUGGAAACUGGCACCGUGCAAGCAAAGGCGCUCCGGAGCAGAUCAUGAACUUGUGUAAUCUAAGGGAUGAUGCUAAGAAGAAGGUUCAUGCCAUUAUUGACAAGUUCGCCGAAAGAGGCCUUCGUUCCCUAGCCGUUUCAAGACAGGAAGUUCCUGAGAAAAGCAAGGACAGCCCUGGAGCUCCAUGGCAGUUUGUUGGUUUGUUGUCACUAUUUGAUCCACCAAGGCAUGACAGUGCCGAAACCAUUCGCAGGGCUCUUAAUCUCGGUGUAAAUGUCAAGAUGAUUACAGGUGAUCAACUCGCGAUUGCUAAGGAGACAGGCCGAAGACUUGGAAUGGGAACAAAUAUGUACCCAUCUGCUUCCCUUCUUGGCCAAGACAAAGAUGCAAGUAUCGCUGCACUUCCGGUCGAAGAGUUGAUUGAGAAAGCCGAUGGAUUUGCCGGAGUCUUUCCAGAGCACAAGUAUGAGAUCGUGAAGAAGUUACAAGAGAGGAAGCACAUUUGUGGUAUGACUGGAGAUGGUGUGAACGAUGCUCCUGCCUUGAAGAAGGCCGAUAUUGGAAUCGCUGUCGCUGACGCCACUGAUGCUGCAAGAAGUGCUUCUGAUAUUGUGUUGACUGAACCUGGAUUGAGUGUUAUAAUUAGUGCUGUCUUAACUAGCAGAGCUAUUUUCCAGAGAAUGAAGAACUACACGAUUUAUGCAGUGUCUAUCACCAUCCGUAUUGUGUUUGGCUUCAUGUUUAUCGCAUUGAUCUGGAAAUUCGAUUUCUCUCCUUUCAUGGUUCUGAUCAUUGCCAUUCUUAAUGAUGGGACAAUCAUGACAAUUUCAAAGGACAGGGUUAAGCCAUCUCCUUUGCCUGAUAGCUGGAAACUGAAGGAAAUUUUCGCUACCGGAAUAGUUCUUGGAGGUUACUUGGCUCUCAUGACUGUUAUAUUCUUCUGGGCAAUGAAAGAAACUACAUUCUUCCCUGACAAAUUCGGAGUUAGACCUCUGGAUAAAAGCCCUGAUGAAAUGACGGCUGCAUUGUACCUACAAGUUAGUAUUGUCAGCCAAGCUCUAAUAUUUGUAACGCGUUCGCGCAGCUGGUCAUAUGUGGAACGCCCUGGAUUGCUUUUAGUUAGUGCCUUCAUUAUUGCUCAACUGAUUGCUACAAUUAUAGCAGUGUAUGCCAACUGGGGCUUUGCAAAGAUCAAGGGAAUUGGUUGGGGUUGGGCUGGAGUCAUCUGGCUCUACAGUCUUGUCUUCUAUGUUCCACUUGACUUAAUGAAGUUCGCCAUUCGCUACAUCUUAAGUGGCAAAGCUUGGCUCAAUCUCCUCGAAAACAAGACUGCCUUCACCACCAAGAAAGACUAUGGCAAGGAAGAGAGGGAAGCUCAAUGGGCUCUUGCUCAAAGAACCCUUCAUGGACUCCAACCACCGGAGACUUCUAGCAUCUUCAAUGAAAAGAACAGCUACAGAGAAUUGUCUGAAAUUGCUGAACAAGCUAAGAGAAGAGCUGAAGUUGCAAGGCUUCGUGAGCUUCACACGCUUAAAGGACACGUCGAAUCCGUGGUGAAGCUGAAAGGUUUGGACAUUGACACAAUCCAGCAGCACUACACUGUGUAAUAAACGACAGCAUUAGUCGAAACUCGCUGUAGAUAGAAACAAAAAGAAGGGCCAAGAAUUCAAAAAAUGGCAUGUGUGUAAGAAGAAACCAAGGAGGAAGGCCUAACUAUUUAAAAACGCUUACUAGGUUUAGGGAGAGAGGAAGCCUCUGAUCAUAUUACAUAAAUCUGCCUCUCUCUCUGUCUGUUUAUUUUUUUUUUUUCCGUCUGUUUUCUAGCGGCGGCGAAAGCGGUGUCUAAGCUUUCAUUUUGUUUUGAAUCUUAGAAGGAGAAUGUUGACAUGGUUCUGGGUCUAUACUCAUCCAUCUUGUGUUCUUCAUGUUUGUUGUAAUGCUACUUCAAAAGUGGCAGUGAUCACAUAAUGAACUUGAAUGUUUUUACCUUAUUUUUGUGGUGGGAGAAUAAGAGCUAAUGGAAGUUUUCACGGCAUCA